CACCAUGAUAAGAAAAUAUGUUGAUAUUUUUCUUAUUUUAAACUUUCUUUACUUUCUAGAAGAAACGAUGCAUUAAAAGUGAAACAAUGUCGAUUGUAAAAACAUGUGGACGUCAAAUCAUUUUACUUAUCAAUGGAUUAUUUGGGCUGGUUGGACUGGUGUGCUUUGUGGGAGGAAUGUUUGUGAAGUACGGAUCUGACGACCUCAAAUCCAUGUUACCACAGUUGAUGAACGAACUCGUAAAGAAGGUAGAACCAAUCUUAAAAGCUACCCACAAAUCAUCGUCGGAUUUUCUGGAUAACCUUGACCUUGAAAAGUUGCUAGGUGACGCUGCUGUUGUUUUCAUUGUGUUUGGUGCUAUUUUGCUCUUUAUUGUUUUUUGGGGUUGCUAUGGUAUCAGCUGCAAAUCUAAGUGUGCCCUUUAUAUGUAUGGCUUACUGCUCGUCAUUAUUUUGAUUGGUCAGACUGUUUGUGCAGUACUGGUUACUCAGAAAAGAGACUUGAUCAAUGACAAGCUGAAGCCACAGUUACGGACUUCAUUGAAGUCUUAUUAUAUGGGUGACCACGCAAUGGACGCCAUCAGUGUUCUCUGGAAUGCCAUCAUGUUAAAGUUUUCCUGUUGUGGAGUUGACAGCUAUGAUGAUUUUACUGGCGGAGUAUGGAAUAGGACACCUACAGCUGAUAUUGUUCAUAAUGGUUCACAACUGGAAACGCCCCUAAUGUGCUGCACAGACGCUGAAAGGUCAAAGUCGACCAAUAAUUGGUGGAGGUGUGCCACGCAACCGUUAACGCGGCAAAAAUCAAAUUUCGAGAAGAGUUGUUAUGAUGAAGUGUGGAGGUAUCUAGAGAAGUAUGUCAACAUUGUAGUGGGGUGUGUCGGCGGACUAAUAGGCCUGGAGCUUGUGCUUGCUUUCUUUGCGAUAUACAUCGCCAAGGGUAUGGACAAAAAGAAUAAAGUGGACUCAGAGAAAGGCAGAAAGAGAAAGAAAUAAUUCUUGCUUUGUACAUGCGCAGCAUUUAAAAUAAAUGUAUAUAUGUUACUUAAAUUUAUACAUGGAGAAAUAUGAUUCCAAAUGACCAACACUGGAUGAAUUCUCUACAGUGAAUUUCAGAAAGAAAAAGAAAUAUUUUUGUAAUUCCUUACUGAUCUUUUUUAUUUAUUUAUAUUUGGACAGCAUGAAACUUUAUAAGAUCUAUAUGUUAUUUGGAAUAACGAUUUUUUGUUUGUUUCGUAUUAAAGAAUUAAAUAAAUGUUGUUUCAAUCGAUAUGUUCAUUUGCUACGAAUCAGUUUGAGUGAUGAAUGGAUAAGCCAAAAUAAAAAUUACAGUUAAAAGUCAGUUUGUAGGAAUGGCCUGGCUGCUAAUUUGAAUGUAUGCUAUUAAAAUAUUGAAAAAUAUUAGAAUGACACAA
Messenger RNA from Saccostrea cuccullata (small rock oyster), 1411 nucleotides. RefSeq names its product tetraspanin-18-like. Gene Ontology annotation, cellular component: plasma membrane. Lineage: Eukaryota; Metazoa; Mollusca; Bivalvia; Ostreida; Ostreidae. The transcript has 8 exons. Bases 87 to 992 code for a protein of 301 amino acids. The record is from RefSeq and is a predicted model, not a curated record.